Messenger RNA from Anthostomella pinea, 609 nucleotides. The record is from the annotation of a GenBank genome assembly. NCBI's taxonomy places the organism in Eukaryota, Fungi, Ascomycota, Sordariomycetes, Xylariales, Xylariaceae.
AUGAGAGAUCAACUGUCCUUCGCGCAAUACAAGGCCGACACCGAGCUUAUUGCAGGUUGGCUUGCCGAAACAGCCUCGCAAUGCCAAGGAGGCUGGGUUAUUGGCAUCGUCUACCCAGACAUCAUCGUCUACCCAAACAUCAUCGUCUACCCCGACAUCAUCGUCUACCCCGACAUCAUCGCCAGGGCCGACGGCCCCGAAGUACCUCAUCAGAACGUCCGAUUUCUCCGAGAUUGCCAGACUAUUGCAGAUUUCGACAAGCCGAAGGUCAUCCUCCCUUUAGGCCUUCGCAACCUCUUCGCCCGCGCGAUUCAGUCCCGGCAACGGUCCAACGACUGGAACAAGGCAAACGACCACGGUGACGAAGAAAGCUAUCAGCGACACGAGCACUUCAUCGGAAUUUUGCGCGACACUUGGGCGACACUCCGUGUCCUCGAAACCCCCCGAAGCCGAGCUCCAAAGGCGGUUUCUCGCGACAAUGCAUCGACUGGAGAGAUACCAGAGCUCAGCAACCGCUUCGCCGGUCUGGAGAUCGAAGAUCUGUACCAGGAGAUGAACAACAUCGACCCUGAUGAUAGCUCGGCAGGGCUUAGCGAAGAAUCCUAUUGA